Bathycoccus prasinos is the source of this 1188-nucleotide messenger RNA. RefSeq lists its product with no specific name. The coding region runs from base 1 to 1188 and encodes 395 amino acids. The record is from RefSeq and is a predicted model, not a curated record. The transcript has a single exon. Lineage: Eukaryota; Viridiplantae; Chlorophyta; Mamiellophyceae; Mamiellales; Bathycoccaceae.
AUGAGUGCUCCUUCUUCAACAGCAUCACAUUUCCUUCUUUUGCAGUUUUUUCUUGGACUCGUUCUUUUCGCGCACAUUGUUUUCUUCCACGAAGACACCACGCGCACGAGACAUGUGAACGUUAUUGUUAACGAAAGUCAAACCGGAAGAGGGAAAGGGAAAUCUUCAGUCGAUGUGAAUUGUCGAAUGUGUGAGAAUCUUCUCGCGAACGACGUCGUUUGGAGUAAAUCUUCUUGGAAGUUAAUGGAUAUCGAAAAAUGUGCAUAUCCAAUAAGAAACGAGAACGAGGCGUCUGCAUAUCAAAAUGUUCGAGAAAGGUUCCGAAAGUUUACCGCGAAUAAACAAAAAGACAGCGACAGCAUUUUGUUCAUAGGAAAUAGCGUGAGUAGACGUCAAAUGUACGCCGUCGCUCAUAUUCUAGGAGGUGAAAAUGCGAGAGUGAACGCCAUCGCGAGGAACGCGACGUUAUCGGAACGAUAUGGCGUUCAACGCGUUUUCGAUUCGAAAACAAAGUAUCACAGCGCUUUCGAAGUGAAACUCAAUAUCGCGUCCGGCGAAAUGGGAGAGCCGUAUUCGUGUCUGCCGGAAUCAGUAGAGAAUAUCGCAGAGGAGAUUCUAGAAGAGAAAGAAUCCAUGCGGUGUUCGAACGCGCAGAUGAAACACGACAUCAAUGCCUUAAGGCUUGGUUUUUUGUACGUAGGAUCCGGUCGUAGAGCACAUACAGCUCUGUUGAAAGCGUUAGAUGCUUGGAUUAAAGGCGCUAAAACGAGAAAGGACGAAUACGCGCUCGAUACGUAUAAAACGAUUGUUAUACAAGUUGGACUCGAUUCCGGUGCACUUCGAAUGAGCGACGGUUACGGCGAAAUACUAGAGAGAUUAAAAGAGCUCAUAUCUUUACGACAUGGUCUUCGCGUCAUUUUUAGCGGCGUACAUCACCAUUUCAUCAAUGCAAAUCACGAUGACGUUGAGUAUCAGGAAGACUUGCGCGACUUUUUAGAUACUUCCUUAUGGCCGAGCGUUCGCAAAAUAAAAGGAGCAGAAGUCUUAGAUACGACGAAGGCCACGAUCGAAGGUGUAAGCAGCGGCGUGUUAGAACACGAGCGUGGAAGCUCCUGGCAUUUCAUGGACGAAGGCAGGAUUUUUCUCGCUUCGCUCUUGUUGAAUCAUCUUCUCCGCUCGUGUAGCUGA